Messenger RNA from Lolium rigidum, 649 nucleotides. Its product is annotated as 40S ribosomal protein S15-like. The record is from RefSeq and is a predicted model, not a curated record. Gene Ontology annotation, molecular function: RNA binding; structural constituent of ribosome. Gene Ontology annotation, cellular component: ribosome; cytosolic small ribosomal subunit. The transcript has 3 exons. Bases 80 to 436 code for a protein of 118 amino acids. Gene Ontology annotation, biological process: translation; ribosomal small subunit assembly. NCBI's taxonomy places the organism in Eukaryota, Viridiplantae, Streptophyta, Magnoliopsida, Poales, Poaceae.
GGCCGCUGCCGGGAAGCCGGAGAGGAGGACGUUCCGCAAGUUCACCUACCGCGGCGUGGACCUCGAAGCUCUCCUCGACAUGUCCACCGACGACCUCGUCCAGCUCCUCCACGCCCGCGGCCGCAGAAAGUUCAAGAGGGGGCUGAGCAGGAAGGCAUUGGCGCUCAUGGCGAAGCUGCGCAAGGCGAAAAGGGAGGCACCUGCUGGUGAGAAGCCAAAAUCUGUGAGGACUCAUCUGCGCAACAUAAUCAUCGUGCCAGAGAUGAUAGGCAGCAUAAUUUCAGUGUACAAUGGGAAAUUCGUCAUCCAGAUUGAGAUCAAGCCUGAGAUGAUCGGCCACUACCUCGGCGAGUUCUCCUUUACCUACAAGCCAGUCAAGCAUGGAAGGCCCGGUAUCGGUGCCACCCACUCCUCAAGGUUCAUUCCUCUCAAGUGAAGGAUCCUGCGGCACUGCCCACGCCGAAGCUUUUCCUGGAUUUGUGAUCAUCUGUUUUGUCCGAGGUCGAAUUUCUAGUAUGUCUAAUGUAGUGGAAGAAGUAUGUGGUGAAAAUUCUAGUACGUAUGACUAUUGGAACUGUGAGCACCUGCCUGCUACCUAUAACCUAUGUGUGGAAAAUUUAACGCAAAGUAUCUGUUAUUUUUGGCUGUA